UUUAGGUAUAUUUAAAUUGCGAUUACUCACCACAUAUUCCCAGCAAUAUACAUGUAUACAUAUUACUAUACGUUAUAACACAUUCACUAUGUUGUCAUGUGCUUAUAACCAUACGGUAUUAUUUCAGAGAACUGUUGAUUGAAUCACGACAUGAAGUGGGGGACAAGGACAGCAACUUGAAUAACAUUGAAGGAAGGAGAAUUUGCGACAUACGUCAUGUCAUUACUAAAGCCAGACAGUUGGAGAAGCACAAUUUGGAAUGCAAAGCUCGCAUUAAAGGAUAUUUUACUUAUACAGGGGAAAAACGCAUCGGCUUGAGAAGUGUGUUACAUUUCAAGUGUACUUCCUGUGAUGCCAGGACAUCUAUUGAUACUGAUCCCAGUGACACAGUAAACACUGCAGCAACAUGGGGUACAGUAAUGAGUGGAAAAGGACAUGCAGUAAUAGAACAAUUAUUUUCUCUGAUGGAGAUUCCACCAGCAAGCAGCUCAACGUUCAUGAAAGAAGAACGGGAAAUCGGAAAAGUAUGGUUCGAAUCGUUGACAGAGGCUAUGGAACAAGCUGCAAAAGAAGAGCAUCUACAUGCCUUAGAAGAAGGUCACGUUGACGACGAUGGCAUACCUUACAUAACUGUUAUAGUAGAUGGAGGAUGGAGCCAUCGUUCGUACGGUCACAGCUACAAUGCUAAGUCAGGCGUAGCUAUAAUUAUAGGUAAAAAAACAGGUAAAAUGUUAUUUCUAGGAAUUCGGAACAAAUAUUGCAGUAUCUGCUCUUUGAGUGAAAAAAGAAACGAACAACCUACCAAACAGAUCUGCUACAAAAACUGGUCUAGUUGUUCAUCAGCCAUGGAGAGUGAUAUACUAGUGGAAGGUUUCAAAGCCAGCGAAGAAACCCAUGGUCUACGGUAUUUUAAAUACAUUGGUGAUGGUGAUUCCUCUGUCCAAAAGUCUAUAGUAGAACGUGUGCCGUAUGGUUUGAAAGUUGUCAAAAUUGAGUGCACAAACCAUCUGCUAAAAAAUUUGUACAAACACUUACUGAAGCUCUCCAAAGAAAACUCUGGGAACAAGAAAAUUUUAACUCCAGCCAGAAUGAAGCACAUCCAAAAUAGAAUACGUCAUCUCAUAACCGAAGAAUCUCGGAAAGAUUGUCCAAGCGUCAGCUCUCUAAAGAAUGACAUACGAGCUACUAUAGAGCAUGUUUUUGGCAACCAUGGCAACUGCAGAAUUCAAAAUUGCCCGAAAGCCAACAUUACUUCCAUCACUGAUUUGGACACAGCGCCUGGUAACUUAGCGGCCAGAAUUAUUUCAAUUAUAGGAAAUCUGGCAGCAAAAAGUGACAGCCUUGUGGAAAAUUUGACGAGUAAUGCAGCAGAAACUUACAUGCAUCUUGCAGCAAGAUUUAAUGAUGGCAAACAGAGUUUCUUUGGCAGACGUGGUUCGUUCAAUACCAGGUGCUAUGGAGCUGGCCUUAGUUUUCAGCACGGUCCCGCGUGGCUCCACACAGUUUGGAAAAAGAAGGUAACCUUUGUGGCAUAGCUUUAUGUUUCAUUGUUUCAUUUAUGUACAAUACUUUUAACAGCAUGAGUUAAUAAUUUUAUGUUUUCAGGUUGGAAAAAGUCCAGGCCAAUGCGUAA
Molecule: messenger RNA, 1633 nt
Organism: Bacillus rossius redtenbacheri
Lineage: Eukaryota; Metazoa; Arthropoda; Insecta; Phasmatodea; Bacillidae
Exons: 2
Coding region: 420-1535 (371 amino acids)
Source: RefSeq, a predicted model, not a curated record